Pocillopora verrucosa is the source of this 4219-nucleotide messenger RNA. RefSeq names its product cytoplasmic dynein 1 light intermediate chain 1. Gene Ontology annotation, biological process: microtubule cytoskeleton organization; microtubule-based movement. Gene Ontology annotation, cellular component: centrosome; cytoplasmic dynein complex. NCBI's taxonomy places the organism in Eukaryota, Metazoa, Cnidaria, Anthozoa, Scleractinia, Pocilloporidae. The record is from RefSeq and is a predicted model, not a curated record. Gene Ontology annotation, molecular function: dynein heavy chain binding.
UCUCAAAAUGGCGGACGUCGAUGACCGAGGUUCGGCUGGCGGCGAAGAAGAAGGCAAAGAUCUCUGGUCGUCGAUUUUGAGUGACGUUUCAAGUUCAGCUAGUCGAAAAUUACCCUCUAACAAGGCGAUUGUGCUGUUAGGUAACGAUGGCUCGGGGAAAACGACGCUGAUUUCAAAGCUUCGAGGUAAAGAAGAUGAAAUAAGUAAAGGUCACGGACUGGAAUACACAUAUUUGGAUGUUCAUGAUGAGGAGAGAGAUGACAGUACAAGAUUAGGGGUAUGGAUAUUGGACGGCGAUCCUCUUCACAAAGGUCUUCUGCAAUUUGCCAUCACACCUAAAAGUAUUACUAACACUCUUAUCGUUCAAGUUGUGGACAUCUCUAGACCAUGGACAAUUAAGGAAUCUUUGCAUUCGUGGACAGAAGUUCUUCGAGAACACAUUCAUUCACUGAAACUACCGCCUAAGGAGUUAAACGAAAUGGAGGAACGAAUUGUGCGGCAAUUUCAAGAGUAUGCAGAACCAGACGAAACAACAGAGGACAGGAGAAGAUCAGGAAUAAAAGAUGAAGACAAGGUUCUUCUUCCACUUGAUGAAAAUGUACUCACAGACAAUCUUGGUCUACCUAUGGUAGUUGUCGUCACUAAGACUGACUGCAUGUCUGCACUUGAAAAGGACAGAGAUUAUAGAGAGGAGCAUUUUGAUUUUAUUCAACAACACAUCAGAAGGCACUGCUUGAAAUAUGGUGCUACAUUGUUUUACACCUCUGUCAAAGAAAAUAAGAACUGCACACUAUUACACAGAUACUUAGUCCAUCAAAUAUAUGGCCUACCAUUCAAUAGUCCAGCUCUGGUUGUGGAUAAGGAUUCAGUAUUUAUUCCAGCAGGUUGGGACUCUGUAAAGAAGAUAAACAUUCUUAGUGAACACUUGAAAAAUAUCCAGGCUGAUGAUGCGUUUGAUGAUCAUAUUGUUAAACCUCAACUGAGAAAGCCAAUACAAGACAAAGAAGUUACUGCAGAGGAUGAACAAACAUUCCUCGCAAAACAACAGCAAUUGCUUCAAAAGAUGCCUGCUACUGUGUCAUCUGGCAUCGCUAGACCACAACCGGACAUAUCUAAGCCCCGUGCUCCAGCGAGCCCUAGUGGCAGGAUAACUUCAGACAGAAGGCCUUCAGGUGGAGCAAUCUCCGCUUCGCCCAGAGGAGCAAAGGUCGAAGGUGGAAAACCAGGCGCAGGUGCGGGCACCAGUGAAGGAGUACUGGCCAAUUUCUUCAACUCGUUACUCAACAAGAAGAGCGGGACUGGUGCUGCCAUGGGACGAGGCGGAACAGCUGUCAGAAGUGAUGCUGCUGCCGAGUUAGAUCGUAUGAACAGAGCCAAGAAAAUGGUCUCCCCAGGAAACGCGGCUAACGACACGACAGAAUCAUCGUAGGUGUGGCAAUUAGUUUAAUAAGUUGUAGAGGAUGUACAACAGACUUUUGUGACGUGCGUUCGGAUUAAGCGCUUUCAUGAAAUUUAUUUUGUAUAAAGCUAGGCUCUUAUAAUUUGGUGUAGGAUAUGAUAGUUUGGAGAAAAGAAAAGUAGAAAGAUGUACGUUGUAUUCGACACAAAGAUAUGGGGAGAACUUUUAAAACACAAUGGAAGCCGUGAAUUGUGCCCAAAGUCCGUUUUUAAAUGGUAAAAGCAGAAGUUGGAAAGUAACUGUUAAGUUACCGAGUGAAAACAGCGUUUGUUGUCAAUAGAAAAGUGAUGAAUGGCGAAUGGAAAUGUAGUGCAUACUGAUGAAAAAAAAUUAUAGUUUUGUCUUGGUGUAGACUUUAGACAAAUAUGUUGUUGAUCCUCGAAGGCGUCAGACUCAUCGAGCUUGGGGUCGUUUUUGGAAGGUCAAUUCCUGAAAAGUUAUCGGGGUUUUAAAGGUCUCAAAAUGUGGAGAACACGAAAUAUAAAUUUUAUAAGCCGAUGAAAGUUUAUCUAAGGCUUUUUUUCAUCAGUGACAAAUUAUCACCCGUAAACUCUCGUUAAUUACGAUUUUAGAUACUUUUCCAAGAUAUGUGUCAACAGUAAGUGUGUACCAACAAAAAGAGUAUCGAUAAAUUAUUUCUAAUUCGGAGUACGUUCACUAGAAGGUGAGCAUGUCCAGAAACGUAAAUAACUGUCAGCUAAAUUCGCUCAGGACCCGCUGCUAAUGAAUGACCUAUUAUCUUGUGGAUGGUUGUGGGAGAUAAGAACUCUUCUCUUGCAAGUCCGUUUCACUUGUAGUUUGUUGGGUAAAUUAGGAUUCUGACUUCGGCAUUCCCUGUUUCACGCAGCAAAAGCGGGGCGAGCGAGGAAAAAACACGAGAAGGAGGGGGUGUGGGGCAUAAGAGAGCGACCGAACGACUUCCCUUUAAGUAUUUCUUUCGGUAUGACAGAUCCUGUCAUACUCUCUUACUGGUAAAUUUUGUCACGUAACGUCAUUACAUCGCCAAGUGAGUCGUUCAAUUCAUCCACUGAGAAGAAACGUGCCCUCCUCAUGCGCGUGAUCGAAAUGUUUCUUUUCCCCACCCGUUUUUUUGCUUAUCUCCGCUGAUCAAGAACAUAUGACAUGAACAUUGUAAAUGUCAAGAUCAUGAGACAUAUUGCAGAAAAAUCCUCCCAAAUCUUAUUGUAAAUUAUUCUUUAAUAUUUUUUAUUCCGCAACAAGGAAACAAAUUAGGAUGAUGAUUUUGGAGUAAGUCGCAAAGAACUUACCAAUUGGAAAUAUGUCUGGCAUAUUUGAGGAACUUAAAUUGAUCGCUCUCGAACUAUGACAGAUAGUUUUUUGUUCGUCCAUUGUUGCAGUAAUUCAGAGUCUAUUUUGUAACUUAAUUUCCUUGUGUUUGUGGUGACAAAGCUGUUUUUUAUUCAAUGUUUAUUUUGUUAACAAGGAAACAAAUUAGUUUAAUCUGUUUCUAUCCUCUGAAAGCUGUCCAUAACCUUUUUUCAGUAAUGAUAAAUAUUGUCUUGUUCUUGUAAUUCGUUUAACACUUGAAAACUUUCGUCUUGGGGCUUAUGAUUUCGAUUUGUGACGACCAAUACCACUGGAAGAAAGCCUAGAUUUUUCCAGAAUUCAAUUUGUGCUGCGCGAUUCUCUUUGAGAUAUUAGAAACAUCACUUUCUUCAUCUGUUCUUUGAUUCUUUGACAUUCACGUUGACAUUUGCUUUGAUCUAGUUUCGUUGAUAGAAUUAAUGGUUAGAUUAAGCAAUAGCAAGUUCGUAAUAGUCUGCCCUGGGCCUGAAGAGUUCUUCUGGCAAAAAAUCUUGCCAUGAUGAUUUUGUUUACUUGGUUUUACUAUCCUGUUGGCGCAGCCUCAGUUGAGUGUCGAAGAACCAAAACCAAGGUAAUUCCAGGGAUCAAUCAGAACAAAGGUUUACAUUAUCAAUUGCCAAUGAGAACUCAAAGUGAAAAUAACCAAUCACGUGUUUCGCAUAUGAUUGGUUAAGAGGAUGGCACUAGAUUUCUGGACCAAUCACAAACCAAAUCAUACUGGAUUACUUUCGACACUCAGUUGGCAGUAGGCCAUUUAACAGUUGUAUGCUUAGUUGCCAAGCCUUUGAUUUGGAGUGAGGCUGAAGGUGACUGGUUGUGAUAGAGACCAAUAUCUAGUUAGCAUGGUAACAAAGUAAUUUACAUUUGAAAAGCAGCAACGUUUGCAUCAUCACGAGGUCACUCUAAGCCUCAUUUCUGUUCAAAGCUUUGGCAACCAAGCACGCCACUGUAAAAUGGACUAAUACUGUAAUUCCCCAACGAUUUGGAGACUAUAUUGUCUUCAAUUUUGGAGGUGAGACGAAAGGUAGUCGAUGGUUUUACGACUCGUCAGCCCAAUUUAAAUCUGUGUAAAAUGGUAUUUUCCAUUCAAGAUGCAAUUUGAUAUGUAUAUUUUCUAGGUAUUUUUGAUAGUGGUGUUGGUCGCCAUACUACCUUUAGUGAAGAAAUGGCAAAGAACGUAGGUUCCUAAGUUUAUCCUUUAAUUCAAUCAUUUCUUGGCUUAAAUUAACUUUUGGACAACUUUCCUUGACCUUUUUUAAUCCCAAAAAAUGGAGCUCUUUGAAGUUGUUUUCCUGAGAACAGUUGUCAUCCCAGUGGUGAAUGUUAGGUAAGCUAUUUAUUGUGCUGUCCGUGUACAGUGUCUGUUAAAUCUAUCCAAAAGUAAAUACCAGAUAUAAGCUGUAAGAUUAUCCAUAAUAAACCUUGUUAAACGUU